This is a messenger RNA of Poecilia reticulata (guppy), 4233 nucleotides long. It is a transcript of the gene morc3a, whose product is annotated as MORC family CW-type zinc finger 3a. Gene Ontology annotation, cellular component: PML body; nucleus. The record is from RefSeq and is a predicted model, not a curated record. Lineage: Eukaryota; Metazoa; Chordata; Actinopteri; Cyprinodontiformes; Poeciliidae. Gene Ontology annotation, molecular function: ATP hydrolysis activity; zinc ion binding.
UUUAACAGUGCAUUUAACUGUAUGAAUUAUACUCUAACAAGUUAACAACACAGACGAUAUAUUCAUUCAUUCAACAGUUGUAAUGUAUUUGCUUAGCUAUUUUGUUUUUACCGGAACUGCUGAUGUCAUGAAGUAGCGAGGCUAAGCUCCGCCCAUAGUCGCCUGUUCCUGCAAAAAUGGCGGCACAAACAGACCGUGGCGUGCCUCUCAGUACGCUUUCGCCAAAGUUCCUGCACACCAACUCCACCAGCCACACCUGGCCCUUCAGCGCUAUCGCUGAACUCAUAGACAAUGCCUAUGACCCAGAUGUCAGUGCCAAGCAGUUCUGGAUUGAUAAAACUGUGGUUAAAGGAGAGGUGUGCCUGAGCUUCAUGGAUAACGGAAACGGCCUCGACCAUGAAACUAUGCACAAAAUGCUUAGCUUUGGGUACAGCGACAAGAUAGCAGUAAAUGGACUGGAGCCCAUUGGUAUCUAUGGUAACGGCUUCAAGUCCGGAUCCAUGCGUCUCGGCAAAGAUGCGAUUGUCUUCUCCAAGUCAAAGAGCAUAUCGUGCAUUGGGAUGCUUUCUCAAACCUACCUGGAGAAGAUUGGAGCCAAGCAAAUAAUUAUUCCUAUUAUUUCCUUUGAAAAUAAGAAAUCAAACAGAAUCUCCGUCAAAGAAAAACAAGAAGCAAGUCUGAGGGACAUCCUGCAAUACUCCCUUUUUAAGUCUCAUGAGGAACUUCUCGCUGAGAUCGAUGCCAUCACUUCAACCUUGUCCUCAGCUAAAACAGGCACCCGGAUCAUCAUCUGGAAUCUCCGCAGGACAUCUUCCGGAUCAACAGAGUUUGAUUUUAACCGCGAUCGAUACGACAUCCGCAUUCCCUCAGAGGUUUACGAAGAAUUAAGCGAUCCAUCUCAGCCUUCGAACAGGAGUACAUCUUAUGUUCCUGAGAGUGUGAUUUCACUGCGGGUGUAUUGUAGCAUUCUAUACCUGAAGCCACGCAUGCAGGUCAUGGUACGGGGACAAAAGGUGAAGUCUCAGCUCAUCGCUAAGAGCCUGGCCUGCAUUAGAAAGGACCACUACAAGCCCAAUUUUCUGGACAAACGCAUACCUAUUAUUUUUGGGUAUAACACCAAAAGUAAAGACCAGUAUGGUAUCAUGAUGUAUCACAAGAACAGGCUCAUCAAAGCAUAUGAACGUGUGGGCUGCCAGCUUAAGGCCAACAUUAAAGGUGUUGGAGUCAUCGGGGUGAUCGAAUGUAACUUUCUGGAUCCUACCCACAACAAGCAGAGCUUCAACGAGACUGAUAAGUACAGAAAAACCAUCAACAGUUUGGGGACUAAACUGGAGGAGUACUGGAACGAGAUCCGUUACAGAAUGACCAAAGAAGACCCAAACAGCACCGUGCCAGUGGAAGAUACCAUGAAGCGACCGGAUCAGAACUGGGUGCAGUGCGACGGCUGUUUGCAGUGGCGUAAACUCCCGGACGGGAUCGACGUCAACAAGCUGCCGGAUAAGUGGUACUGCUUGUUAAACCCCGAUCCACAGUUCAGGAGCUGCAAGGUAGAAGAAGAGCCUGAGGACUCCGAUGAUGAUCAGCCGUCGUACCGGAAGACCUACAAACAACAAGAGAGGGAGAACAAAAAGAAACAAGGACAGAAAUUUGAACAGGAUGAAGAAGAGCGGUAUUUGGAUUUGGAGAAAUUGGAUAGAGAGUCCAAAGCUUUUAAACGACAGCACAAUAAGCUUACCCGGCAGCUUCAACAAGUGUCUGCUAAUUACCCGACGAGUAGGGCUGAUUCCACCCUGCGGAUGUCCUCAAACAUUUCACAAGCUCGUAAGGACAUGAUUUCUUCAGCAGCCAGCAGCCCUCCCAGCAGCGACUCUCCUCUAGUGAUCACCAACGUUUGCUCGCUCUCAGCGGCAUCAGCAACCCUGAGGGGGAAAAGGAGCCAGGUUGUCACUCCACAAAGCACGCCAAAACGACCCAGAGUGAACGGUUUUCAGCCGGGCGCCUCUGACACCCCCGUAUCCGUGCGCAUUGACAGCAGCGACACAGAUGAGACCGAUGAUGACAUUGUCAUCUUGGAAACUGCAAGUACGCCCAAACCCAAACAGCCCAUUGGUACUUUAAGGAAAGUGAAGCAAGAGAAAGAGGAGAGUGAAAAUCAAAUCCCGAUGGUGCUAGAGUGCACCGACGACGCUGCUGUGGACGAGACCUCCGAGGCGACGGCCGAAGCCGAAACCUGCCCACCUGCAGCAGUGGCCAGCGCCACCACCCAGACCGCCGCUUUUGAAGUGAAGGAGGAACAACAGAGUCAGAUUCAGAUUGAGGGGAACGGCGAAACGGCUAGUAGGAGUGGUUCAACUCCAGAUCUGCCCGUUGAAAGAGAAGUGAAGAAGGAACAGCAGAAUCAAACUGAAGGGAGCUACGAAACGGCGAGUAGGACCGGGUCAAAUCCAGAUCUGCCCAUUGAAAGAGAAAUUAAGCUGGAGAGCAGUGACGGGGUUCAGAACCACCAAGGGGAAUCCUUGAGCAACGGAGCGGCACAUAUGGAGAGUGAUGAAGGUGCUGGUCCUUCUUCUUCUGUUCUGCAGUACCCCAAUAUCGAUGAAGUUCAGAAACAACAAGAUAAGCUCGUGGAGCUGAUGCAGGAAACGGCCCAGGAGAGAGACGCCUUGAGAGAGCAGCUGAAACUUCUCACCUCUCAGCUGGAGGAUGUGCAGAGCCGACUGCAGCAACAGCCUCAGGCCAAGGUAAAGGAGUCCUCACACCAAGCCUGCCAGACUGACACUCAGACAGACUACAAGGGCCUUUUUGAGAGGGCCAAACAGAAAAUAAAUGAUUUAAUAAGGGACAAAGAGGCUUUAUUGGCAGCUAACGAGAGCAAGAGCAAUCCAAACUGUGGCCAAGAUGAGGAAAAUGACAUUGAGGAGAUUUCGCUUAAAGUCAGCCGUUUGGUCCAUGAACUAGACGAGAGGAACAAGGAAAGAGAAGAACUGCGCCUUCAGCUGGAUAAUCUGGAGGAGGAGAAGUCGACUUUGGCAGCCCAGUGUGAGGAGCUCAAGUUGAGAAUGCAGCAGCAAAGAGAAAAUGCUCGGUCUUCAGCAGGGUCCCGCACCUCUGGCACAAACUCAGACGCCUCCAGUUGCUUGAUCGAGCUCCGUCAGAACGUCGGCCGCCUCCUCGUCUCCCGGGUGCCGGCGCUGGACCUGGCGCAGGUUAAUUUCGAAUGCAACGUCAUCGAUGAGAUCCUCGAGCAGGUUCUUACAGGCACAGACUUCUAAUUCCCAGGCUGAAAGGCUGCGCUCGGUUUGGAAAAUCACCUCCGCUGAAUUAAGGUCUUCCUGCUGACUCUCGGAUCUGGAACAGGUCCAAACCUGACCGGUUUCCAAAAUGGAUUGUAAACUGUUGGGCUUCUGAAGAACAUUUUCAGGGAGUCAAAUGAAUGUCUGAGGUUUAUUUAUUUAAAAUGUUCACAUUUUAUGAUCUCUUUUUUUUUUUUUUUUUAAGUGUGUCUCAGUUACAGAUCUGCUUUAAAGAGAAUCUGUGUGAUGUUUGUUCCCAUGCAUUGUUCCUAAAUUAUGGAAGGUCGCGUUCUGUCCUGCGCCUCUCACCGUCUUCCUGUUUCAUAGUCUGGCUUGUGUAAAAUCUGGACAUCCGUCGUCGUUACCAGUUUUAUACAAAUCCUUCCAGAUUCUCCUGCUUAGACUUGCAAAAUCAGGAAUCUUAACUCAUCUGAAUGGUCAUGAAUACAUGGUUGUUUUUGCGCUGCAGGGGGAAAAGGAGCCAGGUUGUCACUCCACAAAGCACGCCAAAACGACCCAGAGUGAACGGUUUUCAGCCGUUCACUUUUUUUUGUGAUUUUACUUAAUUUUAGCAUCUUUUAAAUUAAUAAAGGAGGUUUUUUACAUUUUAAUCGGAAGAUUUUAGUUAUUUUAUUUCAUGCUUACUGUUUUUGACCCGUCUAAGUGUCACACUACUUCCUUUUUUUUUUUUUCCCCAAACAUGUAUAUAAUGUUAAAUCUAUUUUCAUACUCCCUAUGUUCUGUGUAAAUCAUUUGUUCUCUAAUUUUGACAGAUAUUGUGAAGUUCCAGCAAUAAGCCUUGCAGUACAUUUCUGGAUAUUGCCAAUUGAACUUAAGCUUCACGUUUCUGUGGCUGGUUUUGUUCAAACUGCAACUAAGAGCUAUGGCGAACUGAAUCUGAAUGUCGUUUAUUGCAACUAAAGAGAUUUUAGAAACAUAA